Daucus carota subsp. sativus is the source of this 1395-nucleotide messenger RNA. Its product is annotated as pentatricopeptide repeat-containing protein At4g18975, chloroplastic. The record is from RefSeq and is a predicted model, not a curated record. The transcript is spliced from 8 exons. Lineage: Eukaryota; Viridiplantae; Streptophyta; Magnoliopsida; Apiales; Apiaceae. Gene Ontology annotation, molecular function: protein binding. The coding region runs from base 267 to 1121 and encodes 284 amino acids.
AAACCACACAUUAUCUCCAACGUUCGAAAUAUACACACAUAUGACCACAGACCAAUAAUCAGUAGUUGAGAACUCUGCUGAAUGAUGAGGUUGUCCGUGAAUCAUAAGAUGCUACAGCUUACAUAGUACCAACAACAAACGGAUAAACCAGCUUUCUUCAGUGAGCAACACUUAUUCUUCACAUACAAGGCUAAGCUACUCUGGGUUCUUCAUUUCCCUCCCAGCAUCCCUAGUCUGUAGCAUCUAGUGGUUUUAGGGGAAUCGUGAUGGCUUUUGCUAGUAGAAUUUCAACAUGCCUACAAAAUUCCACAUUUGGGGAAACUCAGCUUGGGUUAAACAAAGUAAAAGUUUUAGUACCUUCGAGAAAAUGGUCAGUCGUCUGCAAGCUAAAGGACCGACUCCCAGUUGUCUUGACUGCACAUAGCGCUCCUACAAAAAAUAUAAAACCCUCAAAAGAUUCAAAUUCAGCUCAAAAGAAAUUGAUCAAGAAGGUGGGGAAGCAAGAACACCACUUGUGGAGUAAAAGAGAUUCUUCUGGUUCUGGACAAAAAGCACUUAACCUUGUCCGUAUUGUAUCAGGACUCCCAAAUGAGAAAGAAGCUGUUUAUGGAGCAUUAGAUAAAUGGACAGCUUGGGAAACAGAGUUUCCAUUAAUAGCUGCAGCUAAGGCUCUACAAAUCCUAAAGAAGAGGAAUCAGUGGACUCGAGUAAUACAAGUUGCCAAGUGGAUGCUGGGGAAAGGUCAAGGAAUGACAAUGGGAACUUUUGACACCCUCUUACUAGCAUUCGACAUGGAUGGCAGGGUAGAUGAAGCAGAAUCAUUCUGGAACAUGAUUUUACAUACACACACUCGCUCAAUAUCGAAGCGUUUAUUUUCAAGAAUGAUAUGGUUAUACGAUCACCACAAUAAACCAGAUAAGGUUAUAGAGGUAUUUGCUGACAUGGAGGAAUUAGGUGUAAAACCAGAUGAGGAUACAACCAAAAAAAUUGCGCAUGCCUUUCAAAAACAAGGUCAAGAAGAUAAGCAGAAGGAAGUCCUUAAAAGAUACCUGGGUAGAUGGAAGUACAUCCACUUUAAUGGUGAACGGGUUAGAGUAAAAAGAGCCCUGUGGAACGAAUGAUCGGGAAAGAGCUAUGUAAAUGUGGAUUAAGAUAUUAACAAGAAGUACACAUCUGGGUCUACUACCCGGAUGUUCUUACAGGUUAGAUGAUUAAAUAGUUGCUUCAGGUAAAUAUUAUGAUUGGAAUUAUAGUAAUUAUUCAAAUGGGAUCCUCUACUCAAUAUUACACCUGCCAGAAAGAAACUGUACAGCAGGACUGUUUGCACAUGAUAUUAACUGGACAUGCGAAUACGCUGGUCUUGGAAAUAAUUGUUUAAUGCAGUAGUUUCAUCAA